Molecule: messenger RNA, 522 nt
Organism: Phytophthora infestans T30-4
Lineage: Eukaryota; Oomycota; Peronosporomycetes; Peronosporales; Peronosporaceae
Exons: 3
Coding region: 1-522 (173 amino acids)
Biological process (GO): mitochondrial respiratory chain complex I assembly
Cellular component (GO): mitochondrion
Source: RefSeq, a predicted model, not a curated record
AUGAGCUCUCUCGCCCUGCACUGGGUAAACGACCUCGAGAGCACAUUCCGCCAGGUACUGGAUACGCUAAAACCUGACGGCGCGUUUAUCGGCGCGGUACUGGGAGGAGACUCGCUUCAGGAACUACGCGCCUUUAUCCUCGGUGAUCAAGAGCGUCAGGGCGGCAUCUCGCCGCAUAUCUCUCCGUUCAUGAACGUCGCGGACGCCGGCAAUCUCCUGUCGGCUACCGGAUUCAACCUGUGCACAGGUGCAGUAGACUACCCGAAUGCCUUCGUGCUCAUGGAGCAUCUACGUGGCAUGGGUGAGAACCACGCGGUGAACUCACGAGGAGCGCCGGCCACGCGCGACUCUUUACUGGCCGCUGCAUCCAUCUAUCAGUCCAUGUUCGGCCAGGCGGACGGAACGGUGCCCGCCACGUUCCAAGUCAUCUAUCUCAUUGGCUGGUCACCACAUGAGUCGCAGCAGAAGCCACUGCGUCGCGGUUCGGCGCAGCACUCACUCAAGGAGCUUGGCCACGACUAA